AAAGGCGCGUUCGCCACUUCAGCCCCCGUACACUCUGUCGCCUUCGCGUUCCGUGCUGAUAUAAUGUAUCGUCAAUUCACUACUCCUCGAGGAUCAACUGACCUCAGCUCCGUGUCGAUCUGCUUGUGUCGAGCUGCGCAAUCGCGAUGCGCCUCGAUGUCGGCUUCAUACCCGUCGCGACUUUGCUCUGUUCUACGGUCGAUGCAUUCUGGCGACUUCCGUGCGGUGCUCCUGUCGUUGUCGAACGCAUGGACCCCAUCGUGAACCCCGGCCUCGUCUCCAGCCAUGUCCACACAAUCAUGGGCUCCGACGCAAUCAACUUCACCAAUACCUUCAACUCCCUCCGCGCAGCCGAUUGCACAACCUGCCAAGUCACCGAAGACCUCUCAAACUACUGGACACCCAAUCUGUGGUUCCAACACCCUAAUGGGAGUUUCACGAGUGUGCCGCAGAUAGGGGGGAUGUUGGUGUAUUAUCUGCAGCGGUAUAACUCGCAGACGGAUACCGAGUUGGUUGCGUUUCCGGAUGGGUUUAGGAUGGUCGCGGGGAAUCCGAUGUUGAGGUCUUAUUACCCUUCUCUCGAGCAACGCGCGAUUAGUUGGAUGUGUAUCAACUACGCCGCCCAAAGUCUCGAGAAGCCUUACUUCCCUCUCACCUACUGUCCGCAUGGCCUGCGUGCACAGGUGUUCUUUCCGAGUUGUUGGGAUGGAGUCAACCUCGACUCCGCGAAUCACAAAAGUCACGUCGCAUACCCCUCCAACAUGAACUCAGGAACAUGUCCCCCCACCCACCCCAUCCGCCUCAUUUCGCUCUUCUACGAAGUCAUGUUCGACGUCGCACAAUUCUCCUCUCUCUGGACCCCCGACGGUGUCUCGCAACCUUUCGUCCUGGCGAACGGAGAUCCAACCGGAUAUGGUUUGCACGGCGAUUUCAUGAACGGGUGGAAUAGGGACGUGCUGCAGCGCGCGAUUGAUAAUUGUACGGAUAUGUCUGGUGAUAUCAAUGUUUGUGAGGUGUUUGAUGGGAUGCUACAGACGACACAGGAGAUGUCUUCUUGUGUCGCAUAUCCACAAGUCAUCGAAGACGUCUCGGGUACACUCGAUGAAUUACCAGGAUGUAAUCCGAUUCAGAGUGGUGGCUACCCCAGCGCGAUGGCGACUAUGCCCGUCUGCACCCUAAAGCCCGAAACACUGAGCAAAGAUGAAGCGGAGUACGAAGAGUUCUUGCUCAGCCCACACCCAGUCAACCACACGGGCUGGCACUACCUGGGCUGCUACAACGACUCCUCCUCCCGCACUCUCCCCAAACAAACCUGGCUACCCGCAACUACCAAGCCCUCCGAAUCCUGCAUGGACGCCUGUGCAGCCGCCGGAUACACCCUCGCCGGCCUCGAAUACUACGGUCAAUGUUUCUGUGGAAAUUCGUUAGCAAAUGGUGGAAUUCCAAGACCAGAUCAAGAAUGUUGGAUGCCGUGCUCGGGGAAUAGCACGCAGACUUGUGGUGGGGAUUGGAGGUUGACUGUCUAUCAGGUUGGGGCGGGGAAGAAGUUUACGUGGAUGCCGGAGGUGAAGACGACGAGGACUGUGAGUUAUUCGGUCAUUCCUAGUCCACCUGUGUUGACGACGGCGACGUCGACGGUUAAGACAACGGGUUCGAGUUUGAAGGUUUCUUCUACGGCGGCGAAGGGGUCUUCCAUGGUGGGUACGGCGACGGGAUCUGCUGGUGCCAAGGCAGUGUCGACUGCGUCUACCAUCACGAGCUCUUCGACAUCGUUGGCUUCCUCCGCCUCCGCUGUCUCCUCCUCAGCAUCUUGCACCAUCAACUGCGGCUCAAACUCCUGCUGCCCCUCCACCUCCAACGGUCAGCAGUGCUAUAACCCUUCCGUCUACACGUGCAUCUUCGAAACCUCGAGCACAGGUAAGGUCACGUUAUGUUCGUUUGGGAUGGACGCGUGUAAUGGAGGUUGUUUCGAUCCCUCGAAGUAUCGGUGUGAGGGGGGAACGUUGAAGCAAGGUGCAGCCAGUACAUCGGCGAGUUCGUCGCUGGCGGUUAGUAGCAGCAAGGUGUCGAGUGUGAAGGUCUCGAGUUCUGUCAAGUCGUUGUCUAGUGUUAAGACUUCCGUGGAAACUUCUGCGAAGGCUUCCGCGACCAAGACUACCUCGAAGAAGUCCUCGUCGACCGCGAAGACCUCUGCCAAGACGACGAGCUCAACUAAAGCAUCUACUAAGGUGUCCGCGACAAGCUCAGUCAAAUCGACGGUCAAUCUGUCUGGUCUUUCUGCAGCCGCUGUGGCUGCGAGCACGAAGAUUUCCUCUGUGAAAUCCAUUUCGAUUACAGCGUCUUCCUCCAAGCCCAAGAUUUCGGCGGUUAAGGCGAGCUCCACGAAGGCUACUUUGACAGCGGUGUCUACUGCUAAAAUCUCGGCGAUGACAUCUUCAAUCAAGGCGUCUUCCACGGUGAAGGCCACUGCAAAGACGAGCUCCGUGAUGUCAACAUCAGCAAAAGCAACGUCCGUCGUGUCUCCGUCGGCGUUGCUGCUUGCAGUGCAACAGACCACAGGCUCAUCUUCCUCGAGGAAGUCAGCGUCAUCCGUGAAGUCUGCUUCCAGCACCAAGAAAGCGUCGUUGACCGACGUGACGAGCACGCAAACUCAUACCACGACGACGUGGACCACGGAUACAACAGUUUGGGUUGAUCCUCCUACGAGUAGUAAAAGGUCGACGAGUACGAAGGUGUCGAGCGUGAAGAGCAGCAGUUCGUCGAAGAAGGUCUCGUCGACAACGAAGGCUACGUCUAGUGUUGAGACGACGGUAACAGCGAAGUCUUCGGUCAAGAGUAGCAGCACGUGGAAGGUGUCUUCUAGUGCUGCGACGAGUACUGCGUCUACCAAGGUUUCCUCUUCCGUCAAAUCUGUGUCUACAUCGAAGAUCAGUAGUUCCAUGCUCGAGGCAACUUUAUCGGCGGCAAAGACCAGCAGCUCUGCUGUAAAGUCGGCGUCAAGCACAAGUGCGAGUGUCUCGAUGAAGGCCACGUCUUCGUCUAAGACCAGCAGUGCAAACACGAAGGCGGCUUCAUCUGUAGCAAAGGCUGUUAGUUUGAGUGUGAAGCCGAGUACAACAACUAUCAAGCCUUCAACGAUGACCUCGAAGUCUACUAUCGCCUCCACUUCGAGCAUGAAGUCGACGGUGGCCUCGUCCAGCACGAGCAGUGCAACACCUGCAACCUCCUCUGCAUCCGCAACCUUCAUAUCCCAGAUGCUCACGAUGCACAACAGCUACCGCGCCGCGCACUCCGCACAACCUCUGGCAUGGAACAAGAACCUCGAAAAGUAUGCCCAAAACAUCGCAGACACCUGCGCUUUUGGUGACAGCAGUGGCUCGUACGGCGAGAACAUGGGUCUUGGAACGAACUCCAAUUCGGGUUAUUACCUCCAGAAGUGGUACAACGAGCAGAAUUUCUAUGACUACGACACACCGACCGGAUAUUCUGCCAAGACUGAGCACUUCACACGGGUUGUUUGGAAUGCGACGACGCAGAUUGGGUGUGCGUUUGCGACGAAUUGUGGGAGUGUUGGACCGUAUUAUUACCCUUACCUGUUGGUUUGCGAGUACUGGAGGGCAGGGAACGUCAACAAUACUGGGUCGGAUAAGGCGGCGAAUCCUUGGAAGUGGUACAAGACGAAUGUGUUGCCGCCGGCGUGAGAUGGCGAGUUUGUACGGACUUACGGCGUUUGAUCUUUCGAUACCUACUUAGUUUAGAUUAGCUAG
Molecule: messenger RNA, 3767 nt
Organism: Saitoella complicata NRRL Y-17804
Lineage: Eukaryota; Fungi; Ascomycota; Saitoellomycetes; Saitoellales; Saitoellaceae
Exons: 1
Coding region: 147-3701 (1184 amino acids)
Source: RefSeq, a predicted model, not a curated record